AAUAACCCUCAUUCAGUCUGCACACAGCACCAUGCAGUGAAUCAGUCCCACAGCCGCCAUCAAAACAAACCACAAUGACAGACACGGGGCCGAAGUUCAGGAUACUGAAGUUUGUAAAGAUUGUUAUUAGUAGCCUCUUUAUUACAGCCUUACUGCUGUUCACUAUAGCAUCUAUAAGGACACUCACACUGGAUGUAAACGCCGGGCUUCAGCUGGCACACUGGGAGAAGACGAAUAACAUCCAGCUUGUCAUAGACCAACACCAGAGAGAGGAGCUGCUUGCUAACUUUAAAGAGGCUGUCCGGAUCCCCACAGUGUCGUUCUCAGAGACAGAGAGCAACACGACCGCUCUGCGUGAGUUUGACAGGCUCAUCCGAAAAGCUUUCCCAACGGUUUUUUCUUCAAGCUUGGUUCGUCAUGAAUUGGUGGCCAACUACAGCCACCUCUUUUUGGUACAAGGGUCAGACCCUAACCUGAAGCCGUAUCUGCUGCUGGCCCACAUCGAUGUUGUCCCCGCCUCAGAAUCAGACGGCUGGGAGGCCCCACCGUUCUCUGCCGAGGAGAUAGAUGGCUUCAUCUAUGGUAGAGGGACCAUAGAUGACAAAAGCCCAGUAAUGGGAAUUCUUCAGGCCCUGGAGUACUUGCUGAUAAAAGGCUAUGCUCCACGCAGAGGAUUUUACAUCGGUCUCGGUCAUGAUGAAGAAGUCAGUGGUUACAAGGGGGCAAUGAACAUAGUGCGGUUAAUGAAGCAGCGUGGUGUAAAGCUGCACUUUGUCCUGGAUGAGGGCCUGGCUGUUCUUGAUGGAAUCAUCAGUGGUCUUGAUGGUCCUGCAGCUCUAAUUGGAAUAAGUGAAAAGGGAUCUGCCACGGUAAAACUGAGCGUGUCCAUGGCCCCGGGACACUCCUCAAUGCCUCCCCGUGAGUCCAGCAUUGGGAUCUUGGCUGCAGCAGUCAAAAGAUUAGAAGAUAACCCCAUGCCAAGAUUAUUUGGUCAUGGGCCUGAACGUGAAACCUUUGAGCAUCUGGCCCAUAAGUUCAAGCUCCCAAUGAAGUUCAUAAUGUCGAAUUUUUGGCUGUUUGCCCCACUACUUGGAAGGGUACUUGAAAGAAAACCUGACACCAACGCUUUUGUAAGGACAACCACAGCAGUCACCAUUUUUAAUUCAGGAGUUAAGGUGAACGUCAUCCCCUCCCUCGCUGAGGCCUAUGUUAAUCUACGAAUACAUUCAUCACAGACAUUAAAAGAGGUACUGGACCUCAUCCAGUCUACUGUGGGGGACGAGCGAGUGAAGAUGGAGCUUGUUGAUGGGUUCGACCCUCUGCCUGUCAGCUCUUCUGAUGAAAAGUCCUUUGGCUUCCAGAUCAUUAAGAAGACAGUGUUGGAUAUGUUUCCAACAGUAACAGUUGCACCAGGUAUCUGUGUCGGGAACACGGACAGUCGACACUUCAAGGACCUUACCAAUGACAUUUAUCGGUUUGCCCCUAUCUGGUUUAAACCUGGUGAUCCUCAGAGAUUCCAUGGCAUCAAUGAAAGAAUUUCCAAAAAGAACUAUGAAGAGUUUGUCGUUUUUUACUUCCAUCUGAUUCAAAACUGCGACAUUCAAAAGCUCCCUGAGCCUCACAGCUCAGUCCAUGAACUCUAAGGAGUAAGACAACAACUGCACUUCAAAAGCUGCUGAAAUUGUCAUCCUGAAUGAUAUCAAUGACACCUGGCUGGACUUUGACGUACAGUAUGUGGUUGAAAAUUUUAGACAAAAUGUAAACAAAAUUUUUAAGAGUAGAACCAGAAAGUACUUUUUCAAAUGCAUUUGUAAUUGCAGCUUUUCAACAAACGCAAGGCUCUUAAAAAGUCUUGCUUUACACUGUGGUGAACUUAUCUGGAGAAUUCUACAAUGCAAAAGAAUAUAUGACAGACUGCUGUGAUUAUUUUUGACUGUAUGAUAAUGAUUUUAUAAACUAAUGAAAUGACUGAUGAACACUGGUUGGGUGAUAGUAAUACAAUACCUGCGCACUUGAACUUAAAAUUGUGAAUUUUGACACUAUUAAAGAUUGCUUCUCAGUGUUAUGAAUGCUGUUAAGGCCAAAAUGUUGAUUUUAAAUCAUUAAGAAUAAAAAUGCACUGAGGAAGUUGUUGCACAUACUAUUAAAUACUCUUUGAAUGUUU
Molecule: messenger RNA, 2164 nt
Organism: Notolabrus celidotus (New Zealand spotty)
Lineage: Eukaryota; Metazoa; Chordata; Actinopteri; Labriformes; Labridae
Product: N-fatty-acyl-amino acid synthase/hydrolase PM20D1.2-like
Exons: 13
Coding region: 75-1643 (522 amino acids)
Biological process (GO): amino acid metabolic process
Molecular function (GO): metallocarboxypeptidase activity; hydrolase activity, acting on carbon-nitrogen (but not peptide) bonds, in linear amides
Source: RefSeq, a predicted model, not a curated record